Sipha flava (yellow sugarcane aphid) is the source of this 2546-nucleotide messenger RNA. Its product is annotated as nose resistant to fluoxetine protein 6-like. NCBI's taxonomy places the organism in Eukaryota, Metazoa, Arthropoda, Insecta, Hemiptera, Aphididae. Gene Ontology annotation, molecular function: acyltransferase activity, transferring groups other than amino-acyl groups. The transcript is spliced from 13 exons. Bases 190 to 2349 code for a protein of 719 amino acids. The record is from RefSeq and is a predicted model, not a curated record.
UGUGGAUAGAAUACUGGACUGGUAGAGGUGGACAUCAUUCUCGUGGCAGACGGAGAACACUAAUGAUUUCAACUCCGUCGGUUAUGCUCAUAGAUCGUAGUCGUCAACUAUUCGACAAUUUUCAAAUAGAUUUUAAAUUAUUCUUAUAUUGUUUGAUUUCGGUAUAAUAAUAUUUAAUAUUAAAAAAAAAUGUUUUACCCGUCGCUUCGAUUGGUGGUCGUGUUAAUCGUUGCGGUCAUGCUUGUUCAAAUCAACGGCCAAACCAAUAAUACCCAAAUGCAACCUCAGUUGUGGGCCUCCGAUUUGUUUUAUCGCGCGUUGGCUAAUUUCACCGUGCGAAAUAUUGGGAGCACCGCUUGCCGAAAGCAAUCCGAGAUGUACGAUCGCAACUUAAGAAAUCACACCAACUGGGCUGUAAGAAUGGCAGAAUCAUGGACUCGACAUCCAAACGGUUUUCUAUCUGGGAAUACAUUUCAUAUGGGAUUUUACGAUGAGUGUAUUGAUAUACAUCAUCCAGUUAAAGGCCAGUAUUGCUUAUCUGAAAUAAAACUAAUACCGUCUGCGGAGAACACAAUCAGUCACAACGAAGUACACAAUAGGAAUAACAUAGGAAGUUAUUAUGCAUGGCAGAACGUACUUGGGUGGAUCAAUUAUCCAGAUCAAAUUCCACGAAAUGUUUUAAAUUUAGGAAUUUGCAUUCCAGCUUCUUGUUCGUCGUCAGAUUUACAAAAAACGUUGCAAAAUGAAUUGGACAAAGUAUUCUUACCAGAACAAAUCAAUACUGUUGUUAAAAUAGAUCCAAUUUUAUGUACUGUCAAGGAAGAUAUGUAUCCUUACAGUAUAGCAUUUCAUAUAACCAGUGCAAUUCUCGUAGUACUCAUUUUUCUUUGCUGUGUUAUUACGAUAUAUCAGUACACAAACAUAUCUUGCCGAAAAGAUACACCUAAAAAAACAAACGAUAUUCAUUCAGUCUUAUAUUCAUUUUCAUUCAUUGAAUCUGGCAAAGAUUUGUUAAAAUACGAUAAAAAUAAUGAAUUAAAUCUAAUUAAUGGAAUUAAACUUCUGACGAUGAUGUUCAUUCUUUUAGGUCAUCGAUUUAUGUACUUAGGAGGCAAUCCAAUGACUAAUGUUAAAAUAGUCGAAAAUAUGUAUAUUAAUGGACCAGACAUUCUGUUAACCUGCAUGAAUUUAGUUGAUCCAUUUUUUUUCAUGAGCGGCUAUCUCAUUUACAUUACAAUCACUCCAGUAUUUCAAAAAUCUGGACCAAUUUGGAUGAAAAUUGUAUAUCCAAUUAUCUAUAGAGUAGUAAGAAUGUUACCAACCUACUGCAUGAUAAUGGCGAUAACUGCUAAUAUUAUACCGCAUCUUGGAGACGGUCCGCUAUGGCCACAAAAUACAUGGAAAGAAGCCGAGUUAUGUAAAAACUAUUGGUGGACAAACGUACUGUUUAUAAGUAAUUUUUUUGAUUCCAAGUACCAAUGCCUCUUGGUGAGCUGGUACUUAUCGUGUGAUAUACAAUUUUUCAUCAUUGGAGUAAUAACUGUUUGUGUUUAUACGAAAAAUGAAAAAUACGGAAAAUAUUUAAUUGGUAUUUUGAUUGGUGUAUCGCUCUUUUUGCCAUUUGUUAUCACGUAUGUGAGGAAAAUUGAUGGAAUACUUAAAGUUGAUUUGCCAUUCUUAAAUAAUCCAAGAGGUUCCACAGUAUUUAAUCAAACAUACAGAGAACCUUACUUACGAGCAAUCCCUUUUAUAUUUGGCUUGGCAAUGGGUUUUAUAGGACAAAAAUUGAAAGAAUCAAAAUUUAAAUUUUCACAAAUAACUGUCUAUGCUGGAUCCAUUCUCAUUACCUUGGUUUGUGUAUGUAUUCAACUUCUUGGGGCAGAAUUUUAUAAAUAUGAUAGACUUUAUUCUCCAAUUGAACAUGCUUUAUAUGCUACUUUAAGUCAUUGUACUUGGACAACAAUUGGUGCAUGGAUUACUAUUUGUCACUUAACUACUGGUUAUGGAUUGCUUUCAAAAAUAUUUACAAAUAGAUUAUGUGUGAUUUUGGGAAGACUCUCAUACAGUGUUUUCUUAAUCAAUUUACCUCUUAUGCAAAUGUCGCAGAGUUCUCAGCGACAACCUACUUAUUUAUCAGCAAAAACUUUGUUGGAAUUGUCGAUUUUUGAUUCAUUUAAAUGUUAUUUGAUGAGUUUAAUAUUAUACAUGGUCGUCGAAGGACCGUUUGGAAAUUUGACGAAGCAUUUGUUUGGACGAAGGAAAAAAGAUAUUUCUUCAAAUACAAUUGAAUUACCAAUUGAACAAGUAAUAUGUAUCGACAUUUCAAAAGAAAAUUCAAGUAAAUUAUAAAAACAUCAACUUUUGGAAAUAAUUUUUAUCAAACAAAUGUACUUUUAUUUAUUUUUAUUUUAUAGUAAUAACUUUAUUAAAUUGAAAUACACAGUUCCUAGCUUUUUCUAUUUACAUUUAGAAUAUGAAUAUACAUUUUUUUUUUUUUUUUUAAUAUGCGAUUAUGGUAUAUAUGUUUCUUUUAUUUAAUAUGACCA